This is a messenger RNA of Brienomyrus brachyistius, 1098 nucleotides long. RefSeq lists its product as uncharacterized. The coding region runs from base 143 to 916 and encodes 257 amino acids. NCBI's taxonomy places the organism in Eukaryota, Metazoa, Chordata, Actinopteri, Osteoglossiformes, Mormyridae. Gene Ontology annotation, cellular component: shelterin complex. The record is from RefSeq and is a predicted model, not a curated record. Gene Ontology annotation, biological process: regulation of telomere maintenance via telomere lengthening; telomere capping. Gene Ontology annotation, molecular function: telomeric repeat DNA binding. The transcript has a single exon.
GCGGCCUACGUUGGCGCGCGGCCAGUGGCUUAUUUCUGCCGUCUAGUUUCUAUUUUGGUCGAUGGAGGCUGUGGUACGGUAGGUCUGUUCUUUCGCGGUGUUCGGCCCGUUUUGUCCAUGUUUGGUGAGUAAACCCGGAGUGAUGGAAGCGGGAAGUGUCCCGGAGAAAGACGGCGCAGAUGCCUAUCUCACUCUUUCUGCUCUUCGACUCCUGGUUCCACCCUUACGGCUGCUUUCUGCCACCAUGUGGCAAGUAGCUCGGCGAAGUAACGUGAUGCAUUAUGGGAAGCUGGAGGAGUUUGUCUCCUUGGUUACGGAGACUGUCCCAGAGCUGCUGAGCUACAGACGAAGAGCACAACUCAUUCUUGGUUUGCGAGCAGAGCUGAUUCUGGAGCUGUUCCGUGGCCAGCACCCGCCAGACCUCCAGACCAUCCAGCCCCACCUGGACAGGAUCCGGCCCCCAACCACACUUUCUAUGUGUACAGAUAGCGCUCAUGCGGAGGUGGAGGAGUCCGGAGCUAGUUUCUGGGAGCUGGUUCAGACGCUUCUGAAAGACCCUGCAGAGAGAGAGCGUUUCUUCCAGGAGGUGUUCCCAGUGGAGUAUGGACCCAAGUAUGACAUGGCCCUGCAAAUCCUGGUGUGGGAGCUCCUCUCCAGGCUGGAGCAGCUCCUCCCAGUACCAGACCUCGAACAGACUGUUUCCUGGCUCAGCACUGCCCCCUCAGUCUUGGAGGAAUGUGUGCAAUCCAUAUCUCAGCCACAGCAACUGAAGACCAUGCUCCAGCACUACAAAUGUUAUGGACACUUGGAGGCAAAUGCGACCAUCCCCACCAUGGAUGACUGUGUGCUCACCUUUCCGCCCUUAGUCAGAGUGAUGUUCGCCGCUCUCUGGGACACCUCUGGGACCCAGGUUUGAGUCUCCGCCUGGGUCACAUGUGUGCGGAGUUUGCAUGUUCUCCCCAUGUCGUCGUGGGGUUUCCUCCGGGUACUCCGGUUUCCCCCCACAGUCCAAGAACAUGCUGAGGCUAAUUGGAGUUACUAAAUUGCCCAUAGGUGUGCUUGUGUGAGUGACUGGUAUGUGAGUGUGCCCUGCGAUGG